AUGUCGGGUGGAGCAGAACCCAGAACUUGUGGCCUCAUUCACCUCCCACAGCAAGCGAGUCUCGUUUCGGAUGCCGACGAAGAGGUAUUCCUGCUCUAUACACAUUUGGCUGCGCGGCGCCCGCUCGAUGAGGCUACGGGCUUCCGAGGGCUCGGACACGUCGACUCACAGAAAGACACGCUCACCGUCGAGUUCACCAUCGCAAAGCCGCCGCAGCGGGCUAUACAGGAGCCGACUAUUCGCCAGAGCAGGUCGACCGGGCGUUCAACCAAGAAGAAAAGCAAGGUUCCGACUGAGUCGCGGGAACAUGUCAUCGCCAUCGAGCUCCUGCAGGACAAAACAGCCCUCCGCACCCGCAAGGGGGACACGGGUAGUGUUCUCUGGCGCGCAAGCGUUGAUUUCGCGCAGUAUGUCCUGCGAAGCUAUCAUACCCGGGCACCCGACACGCUCUUGGACGCCGGCUCUCUGUCCGCUGCACAUGUGCUCGAGCUGGGUGCUGGAACAGGCCUGCUCGGCAUCGCACUAUCGCCCAUCGUCGCCCGCUACACACUCACAGACAUCGACGCACUCAUCCCGUUGAUACGCAAGAACCUCGCACACAAUUGCAACCUACCGAACUUAACCCGCAGCACCACGGCCAGACGAUCGGCACAUGGCACCAGCGGUCCCGCACCCAAGGAUGAAAAACACGCUAACGUCGUCGUGGAAGCGUUGGACUGGGAGCAGCUGCGCGGUGCCUCACCGGCCUUGCGCAAAUCUUCAUUCCAGUAUCCACCUAUUGACGUAUUGCUUGUCGUCGACUGCAUCUAUCACCCAUCACUACUGCCAGCUCUACUAUCCACCAUUGACCACUUAACAACACCAGGUGUGACGGCCGUCCUCGUGGUCGUCGAGCUGAGAGCAGAAGAUGUCGUAAGGGAGUUUCUGGCGGGAUGGCUGAGCAUAGAGUCGAACGGGAUGUGGCAGGUGUGGAGCGUCCCGGAGGUACUUGACGGUCCAUAUGCAGUUUGGGUUGGGUGGAAGGCACCUCGCGAUGAUAGCAAGAGAUAA
Molecule: messenger RNA, 1050 nt
Organism: Fomitopsis serialis
Lineage: Eukaryota; Fungi; Basidiomycota; Agaricomycetes; Polyporales; Fomitopsidaceae
Exons: 4
Coding region: 1-1050 (349 amino acids)
Source: RefSeq, a predicted model, not a curated record